UUGAAACACAGAACCAGGUGUUCCCCAAAGACAAACUACACACAUACGCGCACUACGCCAUACACGCAGAUAUAGCCCAAAGCUAAUUCCUAAUCGUCGUUACCCGUUCCAACAACCCCGGCAAUGUACACAGCCAUCGCACUUAUAGCCCUCUUGCUCACCAUCGCCACCACUACAACCACCAUAUCAGCCUUACCAACACACCAUCUUUCCCGGCGCGGUCUUCCUGGUGCCUACUACACCUGCACCAAAUCCAACUUCGCCGGCGAAUGCAGCUGGACGCAGCCCAACACGGAAUGCCACAUCCAAGGCAGCCCCGGAGGUAUCGCAUCACUCGGACCCGAUCAAGGCUCUACGUGCGCCCUCUACCAGAACUUUUCGUGUACAGGCGACAUUCUUCAGAAGCUGACGUUCCCCGGUAUCGCAACCGACAUGCCCAAGUUCGGAAGCUUCAAGUGCGUUGAGCAGGGCAGUUCUGGUGGAAGCAGAAAAGAGGUAGAACAGGCUGUAGUUCUCACGGAGUUGGAAGCUGCGGAUUUGGCAGUCGAGGAUUUUGGUGUCAAGAGUGUGGCGAUGGAGGGGAGGGAGGAGGGUAUGAUUGGUUUGCAGAAGGGGAUUUACUAUUGAAUGCGCCUUCUGUUCUUGAGAAAGAGUGUUGGGAGGGAGGGAGUUGAUUUCGAUGGGGUGGGUGUACGAUUAUCAUUUCUUCAAUUCGUGUUCUUAUCAUUUGGAAGAGGGGUGGCAUCGCCGUCCUGAGGUUACCACUGAUGGCUAUUACGAUUAUUGGCUAUAUCGAGUACUCUUUAACAGAAGUCCAUUAUUUCUUUGCAUUGAAGAGAUUGCUGAGAGUG
This is a messenger RNA of Alternaria rosae, 851 nucleotides long. RefSeq lists its product as uncharacterized. The record is from RefSeq and is a predicted model, not a curated record. Bases 124 to 627 code for a protein of 167 amino acids. The transcript has a single exon. NCBI's taxonomy places the organism in Eukaryota, Fungi, Ascomycota, Dothideomycetes, Pleosporales, Pleosporaceae.